This is a messenger RNA of Cimex lectularius (bed bug), 1066 nucleotides long. Its product is annotated as tetraspanin-9. The record is from RefSeq and is a predicted model, not a curated record. Lineage: Eukaryota; Metazoa; Arthropoda; Insecta; Hemiptera; Cimicidae. Gene Ontology annotation, cellular component: membrane. The transcript is spliced from 7 exons. Bases 230 to 991 code for a protein of 253 amino acids.
AACGCCGACCCUGCGCGUCCUUCUUUCACCUUCCCCGUUCUCUCAUUUUAUCUUAAGAGUCCGUCCCGCAAAGUACUGCGGCUCUUUUGCUAUUUGCCUUCCGAGUUCCACGACGUAAACGAUAAACUCAGUUCGGAAUGUUCAAUCCGCUAUUUUAGGAUAGAAAACGUCUUCUUUUUGCAGAGGAUAACUUAAUUUUUUUUCUGGGAAAAUUUAAGGUGGAGUAAAUAUGAGCAGAAGCGGCUAUACAUGCGUUAGAUAUAUUUUCUGCUACGUCAACGUCCUUUUAUGGCUUUCAGGCUGCGGCAUUUUAGGAGUUGGCAUUUGGCUCAGAUUAAACCAUGAAGGCUAUGCCAGUCUCGUGCCCCAAUACUCUUUCUUCAGCGCUGAUUUUAUAUUUGUGACUAUCGGCUUUAUCACCGUACUUGUUACAUUCUUUGCUUGCUGUGGAAGCUGGUUCCAGAGUCGAUGCAUGCUUAUAACAUAUUUUAGUUUGGUCAUAUUCAUGUUUCUACUUGAAUUUGUCCUUGCUACACUCGCAUUUGUCUAUCGAGAAAGCCUUAAUGAUUUUCUCAAAGAUGAACUGUUAGAUGGAAUAAAGAAACAUUAUAGAAACUCUUCGAACAACGGCUUGGACAUGAUUUGGAAUGAGACGCAUACCAAAUUUCAUUGUUGUGGUAUCAAGUCAUACGAAGACUGGUAUUCAAUAGAUGCAUGGCCUAAUGUACGAAGGGUCCCAGAUUCCUGUUGCCUUCCAGCAUUUAAGAAAGCUGGGUGCGGCAAACCCGGAGGCCAGGACCACUGGUAUACCAAAGGCUGUUCUGAAAAAGUAUUGAUGUGGUUUGUCAAACAGCUUCAUGUCGUCGGAGUUGUUGGCCUCAUAAUAUCAUUUUUCCAACUUUUUGGUCUAAUAUCGGCGAUGUUGCUUUUCUGCACUGUGAGGCAUAAAAGGGCAAAAGGUCACAUAUACAAGGCAUACUCUUCAAGUUGAUUUUCAAAAUUAAAUUAUUGUAAUAUAAAUAUGUAAUAAGACUUACAACAAAAAAUAUUGUGUAUAUUGUUUAUU